GGUGCGCGCGCUGACCCUCGGCCGCGAACAGCGGGUCUGGUGCGUCCAGAGGAUCAUUGACGGCGUAGUGUCAUCGAAGACAGCAGCAGGCGGAGGCAGGUGACGAUGGCGGCGGGACGAACAAGGGCACGACCCAAUUUGGAAGUGAUCGAGCGCGCGCGUCCUGCUCCUGCCCACCACAGACGCGUCCACGCGCGACCCAAUCCGCGUCCAUCCUCAACCGCUCGCAUUCUCCCCACCCCAUCUCCUCCCUGCCUGCCAUGGGCGACCGCGUGCGCAUCUACAGCGCGCUCAACGUGCCCACCGUCACCGCCCACCCGUCCCCCAAGACUCUCCAGUGGACGUCCGACGGCCAGCUCUGCUUCCUCACCCGCGGCGCGGUCUAUAUCAUGACCCCCGAACACGCCAUCUCCUUCGACACCGGCGCCCUCCUCCGCCCCGCCCCCGACCCACACCGCCACGCGCCCGAUCCCCACCGCCCGUCCGCCACCGCCAACAACCUCCGCUCCGCCGCCGCGUCGAGUGCGUCCGCUGGCGCCGGCCCCUCAACCACAACCACCGCACCCACCUCAACCUCCAACAUCCCCUCGCCGCCCUCCCCCGCCCCCACCAUCGGCUGGUUCCGCACCGUCAUCCCCAUCGACAAGACGAUCGCCUACCAGUGGCCGGAGCACUCGCAAGCCUACCCCCUCCUCACCCUCGGCGCCAUCGACGUCUCCCUCUGGUCCCUCGCCACCUCCCCGCCCGGCCUGGCGCCCGAGAAUGGCCCCCUCCUCGCGACCCUCACCUCCAACUGCGACCUCACGCUCUGGGCGGGCGGGAAGAACGCCGUGCGGGGCGAGUGGGUGAAGCUCGCCCCCCUCACGCCCUUCCUCCUCACGCUCUGGCCGGCGCUGCCCGUCGUCGCGCGCGCGCUGCGCGCGCAGGUUGGCGCCGUCGAGCACGUUUCGCCCCUUCCUAGCCGUCGAGCACGUCUCGCCCCUUCGCUGCCGUCGGGCCCGUUCUACCCCUUCGCAGUAGAAGGCGCGCCUCGCCCUUCGCUGCCGUCACUUCUCCGCUUCACUCUUCGCUCUUACCACCUUGCUAACCGCAUCCCGCCCAACCCACACUAACCCCAACCUCCUCCCUCCCUCCCCUUCC
Molecule: messenger RNA, 1140 nt
Organism: Schizophyllum commune H4-8
Lineage: Eukaryota; Fungi; Basidiomycota; Agaricomycetes; Agaricales; Schizophyllaceae
Exons: 7
Coding region: 261-1112 (283 amino acids)
Source: RefSeq, a predicted model, not a curated record